This is a messenger RNA of Gambusia affinis (western mosquitofish), 2940 nucleotides long. It is a transcript of the gene tm7sf3, whose product is annotated as transmembrane 7 superfamily member 3. The coding region runs from base 248 to 1930 and encodes 560 amino acids. NCBI's taxonomy places the organism in Eukaryota, Metazoa, Chordata, Actinopteri, Cyprinodontiformes, Poeciliidae. The transcript is spliced from 12 exons. The record is from RefSeq and is a predicted model, not a curated record.
AUCGCGGGAUUAGAGGCGAGACUUCCAAGCCAGAAGGAGCCCGUUGUUGAACCAGCAGAGCGGCAGGGAGCGGAGUGAGGGAAACAAGUCGGGGUUUGUUACAGGGAGCAGACCUCAGCUGUCCACUAUGUCACUAUCCCGGUUGGUGGGACGAAAACACGGACGAGUUCGCGGUUUCCGGUGAUUUUUCAACCGCCGGCAGGUUGAAGAGGUUUUUAUUUUUGUCGGGUAGGUAAACCGGAGGGAAAUGUCUCACUGGAUGUGGAGUCCGCUGCUGCUCUUCUUCGUGUGUGAAGUACAAGCUCAAGUAGAAAACCGCGUGACGUUCCUGCCGGGGGCGUUCCAGAACGUGAACGUCUCUCUGAACGAGACGGUGGAGGCCGUGGUGACCCGGAUCCCUCCGGACGUGGCCUUCAUCACGCUGCAGUUCCACACGCUGCACCGCAACGCCACGCUCUCCUACACCAGGACCCCAGAUGAAGGUCUUUUCCUGUCGGCCGUGGACUCUGGGCUCCUCUCGGCUCUGCAGCCGGCCCAAACCCUGCUCUUCUUGUUCCUGUCUUCUCCCGACGAGGAACCCGUCUCUGGGACCGGAGUCAUCCUCUCUUACUCAAGCGCUGCGCCGGUCCCUGGAGCCUGCAGCAUGGAGUCCAGCCUGGACGUGGAUCCCAACGUCUACAUCAGCUACAACCUGUACGAGACCACCGUCCGCUUCGGCCCCGCUAAUUUAGGAUACGAGAGAGGUCAAACCCCGGCAGCCUGCGACACGUCGACAGCAAGCGACACGCGGUGGCGCCUGGAGUACGACGUCUACCAGUACUUCCUGCCCGAGAGCGACCUAUCAGAGAGCAGCCUGUUCAGGGGCCUCCAGGCUGUCGCCGACGCCCGAGGCAUGGCGGCGAGCGGCAGACUGGUGGUGACGCUGAGGUCGACGGACAAGACGGCCAUGGCGUUCAGCUCCAUCCCCGGUCAGGGCGUCAUCUACUCCGUCAUCGUCAGAGACCCCGUGUUGAACACCUCCGCCUCCUACGUUCCUGCCCACACCUACGCCUGCAGCUUCACCUCCACUCUGGACGGCUGUCACACGCUCGGAAAAAUAUCGACAAAAGUCUUCUUCACCAUCGCUGGCCUGGCAGGCUUGUUUGUCUGCUUUUUCGGCCAUCGAUUCUUCAAAUGUGAGCUGUUCUGCAUGGGAUUCAGCUUCGCUGCGUUUUUCUUCUUCGUUCUCAUCACAAGGACCACGCAGCUGGACUAUGACAUCCGGCUGACCGUGUCCGCUGUGGUGGGUGUGGUGGGCGGCGUCGUCCUGGUGAUGAGCUGGUGGCGCUUCGGCUCCGUCAUGGCCUGCGUGGUCGUGGUCGGCCUGAUGCUGGGCUUCCUCGUUGCUGCCACCGUCCUCUUCACCCCGCUGGGAGACCUCGAAGUGUUCAGGAACUCGGACGUGGUUUUCUGGGUGACGUUCUGCUGCAUCAUGGUCACACUACCUCUUCUCUUUGUGCGGUGGCCCAGAGAGGGAAACAUCGUGACGUGUGGCGUCGUCGGGGCGUACGCCGUGGUGCUGGCCGUCAACGCCUACAUCUACACCAGCCUCUCUUACAUCACGCUCAACAUCCUGAAGCGUUUCCUCAACAACAACUUCAGCGCCGCCUUCACGGACACGCCGUUCCAAACCAUUGACUACGCCAUGAUCACGGUGUGGGUGGUGCUGGGCGUGUGCGGCGUGGUGCUGCAGCUGUACCGCGAGCGCUCGCGGCCCUUCUUCCCGCCCAGCCCGUACCUCAUGUGGCUGCAGGAGCGCGAGCGCCGCAAGACCAACGUGCUGGACCCGAGCCACCACGUGCCCUCGCUGCCCGGGCGCCUGGCGGAGAGGGUGCGGCAGCUCAUCGGGCGGAGGGAGCCGGUGGGCGAGCACACGCCGCUGCUGCUGUGACAGCCGUCGCUGCCAUGCUGCCACCUGCUGGUAGUUUUGCAGAGUCGCGGCGCAGACGGACAGCACUGAAUACACGCGACUGAAGAUCUGCAGAAAGAUCAAAAAUCCUUCAACCACUACCUUUUUACUCAGCUCUUUUUUUAAAGCAACACAGAUUUUUACCUGCACAAUGAAACGUGGGAGCCGCCAUCUUUCUUUCCUUCACUUCCUUUUGGAUCAGGAUCCAGAACUCUGGAGGCUUUCAAAUGCUUCCUCCAAUCAAGACUAAACAUGUAAACAAGUCCUCCCUCUGCAGAUCGCUUCAUAUUUUGCACACUGGAUUAUAUUAAAUUAUAUGAUGUUAUAUUGUUUUGUGCUGUGAUGCUGUGUUUGAAACAUUACAGAUUUGGUUUUAUUCAUUGAAAUGUUUUACUAUCAGACAAAGAUAACAUUGAUGAACAAAAAGCGCUUCUCAGAUCGUGACUUCAGUUAUUUGCGGAAAAAAAAUGAUCCGAGCCCAGCUGGCCCACAGCAUCUCAUUUGUCAAGACUUUGACUAGGCCCAAAUUAUUAUUUUAUUCCAUUUUGGAGUAACUUCGAUAGGGCAGCCACUCCUAGGACUGCUUUCCUUCUUUCUCUCCAGACUGAAGGAUGUUAUCAAGUCCUGAUCGUUUCCAUCCUACUUCAUGUUGCUAAGCAGGUUCUAAUGAAGUUCAUAUUCAACAAAUUUGAAAAAUAUUAUUCAUUAGGUCGUUAUGUAUUUCCCCAGCUUAUCUGUUUGAUAAUAGAGGAAUUUGAUCUGAGAUGUGCGAAUGUGACAACAGUUCAUCGCAGCACCUGGUUGCCAUGGCGUUUCUCAGGGGUUUUGACACAGCUUUUAGACCGAUGAGUACUGAUGACACAUGAUUAGAUUUCUGAAGCAAUUGAAUGUUUCAGGGUUUGUUUGUUUUGUUCAGACAAGCCAACAUGUUUGUAAGAUUAACCUAUUUGAAUUUUAAUGUAUUGAUAUUUAAUAAAAUGCCUUCAAUGUUA